Molecule: messenger RNA, 1912 nt
Organism: Pocillopora meandrina
Lineage: Eukaryota; Metazoa; Cnidaria; Anthozoa; Scleractinia; Pocilloporidae
Source: the annotation of a GenBank genome assembly
GCGAGCUCCUUACCAGAUUUUGGAGUUAUAGAAAGCGAAGUAGCAUGUGACGGAGAACACUUCGUGGUCCAUUGCGCAAACGCAAGCUUGGGGCUGAAUAUUUAUUCUGCACACUAUGGACGAACACAGCCUGGUCACGUGCUGUGCCCCUACGACGGACACGAUGAUGACACGAAUUACAAGUGGGGCGACGCUGACGUCACAGACAAGUUUAAAACCCUAUGUGAAAGGAGAAACAAGUGCAGGGUGAAAAUUAAUGCUGGACUCUUCGGAGAUCUUUUUCCGCAGAAGAAGCAUUUGUAUUUGACUUUGGUUUAUACAUGUGGUGAGUAAUAUCAAUCUUCGUGAAUGCUGUUGAAAACUGCCGUUUUUACCCUUAUACCUCUUUAAGUAAUGAGGAAAGUCUAACUUCACCCCUCCAGCUAUGUAUUGUCAUAGCGGAAAAAGAUAAACUAAGGUCUAACAACAUAUUUUGAAUCUGAAGAUUAAAAAUAACAAAAUUAUUUGUAUACAUGCAGAAAACUGACACCAGCUCAUUCCCUCGUUCAGAGCGUUGAGCUGCUUUUUGGAAAAAAAAAAAUGGAAAUCUACGUUGUGUGAUGCAACAAGAGUUUCAGCUCUAGAGGUUUUACAGCUGAGCAUCGUCUUUUCCAUAGGAAAAAAGUCGAAAGUAACUUGCGUUUUACCAUUUCUGCGCAAUGCCUAAUUUCAUAGUGUCUCAAAGCUUAAGACGUGAUAUGGGUAAAAUCUAAUCUAUUCCAACGAACUGUCCCUUCCUAAGAUAUUCUUACGUAUUAUCAUUAUUGCGUUUUUUUAAAGAGCUACCAACAGGAACGGAAACCACAACAACAAGCAUUGUAUCAGUCCCUACCUCUUCAUUGGUCAGUUCCUCAUCGGUAUUGGUAGCAAUAUCUCCAACAGCAACCUCUCUCUCUCCCUCCAGUUCCAUUCCACUGACCCUGCUUUCAAAGACAGUUGGGAAUGUCACGACAACCGUCAGCGCCAACACUAGGGAAGAUACAAUUGUCAUCGACACUCCUUAUGUGGAGCAGGCUGGCUCCUCUUCUGAUUCUAACGUCAGAUCACUUGGGAUCGCAGGUGCACUGUUUGUGUGGCUUUUGUUCGUGCAAGGUAUAUGAGAACGACUAAGGUUCGGUAACAACCCUAUAUUGGGGUAGAGAGAAAAAGCCCAUUCGUUUGUUUAUCACCCUAUCGUAUAAACCUCCAAAAUAUGAAAUUGCAGUCAAGACCAGGAAAGCGAGAAUGAACAAAGUCAAACUGGGGUCUGCGCUGUUGCCUAAGUUCUCGGCGAAUCAUUCACACUACUUCACUGAGCCCAAUGCAAAAUGCUUGCCAUUAACUUUGAAUCUUCUCUAUUUCGUUCUUGGAGAGGUGAAUUAUUUCGCUUGUAUCAAAGUUUCAUUUACUCAAAUUGCUUUUUAAUGGGAAUAUCCAGAAAUGAUAUUAGCUUGUGGUUUACAUUGAUCUAAAUGCCUGAUAAUCGCAGCUAAAAAAAAAAUACAAAUACUUAUAAUUUGCGCCCUUCUUUUUAGAUCACGGGUCUGACUAUAUAACAGUGUUUUUCGCCAGCGCUGCUAGUGCACUUGUUCUUGCAAUUAUCGUUGGUAUUUUCAUAUACUAUCGCCACAAUGAAAACAAGCAACAUUUACACGUCAAAGAGUUGCCAAAAUUAAACGCGUAUGGAACGGUUGAACGGAAAACACUACCGGAAGUUGAUCCAUUCAUACACGGCCCCGUCAAGACCCCGCCUCCUGAUUACAUGAUAGAAGGACACAACUACAACUGGCAGCGUGGUAGAACCUUACCGCAGAAGAAGUCUGAAAAUGGUUCGGUGGUAGGGACAUUCGGCACAAAAGAUGUUCACACAAGAGAUAUUAACGGCGAGAGGUAA